Molecule: messenger RNA, 3252 nt
Organism: Penicillium alfredii
Lineage: Eukaryota; Fungi; Ascomycota; Eurotiomycetes; Eurotiales; Aspergillaceae
Product: putative regulator of nonsense transcripts
Exons: 2
Coding region: 1-3252 (1083 amino acids)
Biological process (GO): nuclear-transcribed mRNA catabolic process, nonsense-mediated decay
Cellular component (GO): cytoplasm
Molecular function (GO): ATP hydrolysis activity; ATP binding; RNA binding
Source: RefSeq, a predicted model, not a curated record
AUGGAGGGCUCCUAUCACGACCCGACGGAGGGUUCCUUGGCAGAGCUGGACCACGGUCAUACGAGUGCCCUCGGCAGGGCACGGCCACGACGACAUGAUGACGAAGACGAGGGCUCUGAUAUCCUCGAGGAGGAUGAUCUGGAAAGCACCGUGGGCGUCCCCGCUAAUGGGAACCAGAGGAACCAGGGGAAUGCAGAGGAAGAGAAGGAGCUUCCUGCUCAUGCCUGCGCAUACUGUGGCAUCCACAACCCCAGCAGCGUGGUGAAAUGCCUUUCCUGCAACAAGUGGUUUUGCAGUGCCCGUGGCAACACCUCCUCUUCUCACAUUGUCAACCACCUUGUUCGAGCUCGUCAUAAGGAAGUCCAGCUGCACCCAGCCUCGUCACUUGGCGAUACCAUUCUGGAGUGCUAUAACUGUGGUACCAAGAACGUUUUUCUUCUCGGUUUCAUUCCGGCAAAGUCCGACACGGUGGUUGUUCUUCUCUGCCGCCAGCCCUGUGCGUCGAUGCCUUCAUCGAAGGACAUGAACUGGGACACCUCCCGCUGGCAGCCGCUUAUUGAAGAUCGCUCAUUUCUCCCGUGGCUCGUGGGGGCGCCGACUGAUCAAGAACAACUCCGAGCGCGACAUCUUAGCCCACAACUCAUUGCGAAAUUGGAGGAAAUGUGGAAAGAAAACUCUCAGGCCACUUUGGAAGAUUUGGAGAAGGCCACAGCGGUGGAUGAUGAGCCUGCGCCGGUCCUGUUGCGCUACGACGACGCUUUCCAGUACCAAAAUAUCUUUGGACCUCUCGUCAAAAUCGAGGCUGAUUACGAUCGCAAGCUGAAAGAGUCGCAGUCACAGGAUGGGCUCAUUGUGCGUUGGGACCUCGGUCUCAACAACAAGCAUCUUGCCAGUUUUGUCCUUCCGAAGCUCGAGCUGGGCGAUGUCAAGUUGGCCGUUGGUGAUGAGAUGCGUCUCAAGUACAAUGGUGAGCUGCGCUCGAAGUGGGAAGGAGUGGGCUAUGUCAUCAAGAUUCCCAACAACCAGUCCGACGAGGUCACUAUUGAAUUGCGCGCCAAGGGCGAACACAAGUCAGUGCCCACGGAAUGCACGCACAACUUCACUGCCGACUAUGUCUGGAAAUCGACAUCGUUCGACCGCAUGCAACUUGCCAUGAAGACAUUUGCAGUGGAUGAAUUGAGUGUUUCGGGCUAUAUCUUCCAUCGCCUUCUCGGUCACGAGGUUGCCGCGGCUCCGAUGAAAACGCAAAUUCCCAAAAAGUUCAGUGUCCCGGGGUUGCCUGAUCUAAACGGCAGUCAAAUCAACGCUGUGAAGAGUGUCUUGCAGCGGCCGCUGAGCUUGAUCCAGGGUCCCCCUGGAACUGGUAAGACCGUGACAUCUGCUACGAUUAUCUACCAUCUCGCCAAGAUCAACGGAGGCCAGGUGCUGGUGUGUGCUCCGUCGAACGUUGCAGUUGAUCAGCUCUGCGAGCGAAUCCACAGAACGGGUCUGAAGACAGUGCGAGUGACAGCCAAGUCUCGAGAGGACGUGGAGUCACCCGUCGGGUUCCUUUCUCUGCACGAGCAAGUCCGCAUGAAUGACAGUAAUAUCGAGUUGGUGAAGCUCAACCAGCUGAAGUCGGAGUUGGGCGAGUUGUCUAGCCAGGAUGAAAAGCGUCUCAAGCAGCUUACUCGGGGCGCAGAGCGUGAGAUCCUCACCAACGCGGAUGUCAUUUGCUGCACUUGUGUUGGUGCAGGUGAUCCUCGCCUUUCCAAAUCCAAGUUCCGAACUGUUCUGAUUGAUGAGUCGACUCAAUCGGCGGAACCUGAGUGCAUGAUUCCGCUUGUCUUGGGCUGUAAGCAAGUGGUACUGGUUGGUGACCAUCAGCAGCUGGGGCCCGUUAUCAUGAACAAGAAAGCAGCCAAGGCUGGUCUGAACCAGUCUCUUUUCGAGCGACUAGUCAUCUUGGGCUGCUCUCCCAUUCGUCUGAACGUCCAGUACCGUAUGCAUCCGUGUCUGUCCGAGUUCCCGUCGAACAUGUUUUACGAGGGCUCGCUGCAGAACGGUAUUACUAUCGCUGACCGUGUCCGCCGUGACGUUGAUUUCCCUUGGCCCAUCAUUGACGACCCCAUGAUGUUCUGGUCGAACUUGGGCAACGAGGAGAUCUCGGCCUCGGGAACCUCGUAUCUCAACCGCACUGAAGCUACUAAUGUCGAGAAGAUUGUCACGCGCUUUUUCAAGGCCGGUGUGCAGCCCAAGGACAUCGGUAUCAUCACCCCGUACGAGGGACAACGGAGCUACAUCGUUAGUUCGAUGCAGGCAAACGGCACCUUCAAAAAGGAGCAUUACAAGGAAAUCGAAGUGGCAUCCGUUGAUGCAUUUCAGGGUCGAGAGAAGGACUACAUCAUUCUGUCCUGUGUGCGAUCGAACGACCACCAGGGUAUUGGCUUCUUGAGCGAUCCGCGUCGUCUUAACGUUGCCCUCACCCGAGCUAGGUUCGGUUUGGUGAUCCUUGGUAACCCGAAGGUGCUGUCCAAGCAUCCUCUGUGGAACUGCCUGUUACAACACUUCAAGGAACGACACUGUCUUGUGGAGGGACCCUUGUCCAACCUUCAAGAGUCGCUGAUCCAAUUCAGUCGGCCUAAGCACGCUUACCGCGGCCCACAGCGCUUCCAGAUGUCUUUCAACCAAGGAUCCAACCUGAACAACGGCGCCAUGAACGGUCGCAACGGUCAUCGCAAUGAGUUCCAUGACUCGGGUUCUGUGGUCGGCUAUAUUCCUGACGAUGUUUCGUCGGUUCACUCUUCCGCCCUUGGUGGUGUUGGCCUUCCCUCUGGGUACCCGCCGAUGUUCCAGAGUUUUGGCGAUGCUUGGCCUUCGAUUUCUGGAGGACGCCGGGCCAACGGUGGCCGAGCAAAGGGUGCGCCCAGCGUUGCUGGGGAAUCUGUUGCUGCUACCGAGUCUGACGUCACUGGAAGCAUUGUUGACGGAAGAAGUGUCGACCAAGGGGGUGUGAGCCUCGCGGGUUUGAGUAUCAACGAUAUGAACAAGCAGACCAGCCUCAGUCAGUCCGAUCGGCUGAAGCGCUACGUGGAGUCUGGCGGACGCGAACCUUACCGGGGUGGUGUUCCCGACAGCGGCAGCAUCUUUGGAGGCAGCUCUGCCAGUAUCCGUGUUACUCGCGGCGCUCCGGGCCACAAUGUUCAUGACGACGACGAUGCCCGCAGUGUUUCCACCGCAUUUGCCAGCCAGGUCGGCGGCAACUACGACUGA